Messenger RNA from Adineta ricciae, 1248 nucleotides. NCBI's taxonomy places the organism in Eukaryota, Metazoa, Rotifera, Eurotatoria, Adinetida, Adinetidae. The record is from the annotation of a GenBank genome assembly.
AUGUCGGUGCAACACACAAAAGUUCAUUUGUUGAUUCUUUUGUUCAUUCUCGACGAAGUUGCAGGUUAUUCCUACAAUCGACCAAGUCUUUCAUCUGAUUCUCAAUGGAAUCCAAAUGGAACAACAAUCGUAAAUGAAACGAUGAUCGGAACAAGUCUCUUUGAUUUGUUUAUUGAUGAAAACAAUACUAUUUACAUUUCAAAUGAACAAAAGCAACAAAUUGUGAUUUUUGUUGAAGGAAAUGUGAGUUGGAUGAGAAAUAUUUCAAUGAAUUUGAAGAACUCGUCAAGUUUAUUUGUGACGAACGAAGAGAAGAUCUAUGUUGAUACAUUUUAUUCAUCAAAUGUGAGUGUUGUAAGUCAAAUCGAAGUGAAUUCAUCGUGGAGAGUGAGUUCUAUUUUACGAAUGAACUUUUGUGAACAAUGUUUUGAUAUUUUUGUGAGUGAAAAUCAAACUUUGUUUUGUUCAUUAUCUGAACAACAUCAAAUCAUUUCGAAAUCAUUACUCAAUCGAUGGAAUCAUUUGAAAAUCGUGGCUGGAACAGGAAGUGAAGGAUCAACAUCAACAACACUUCGAAAUCCUCGUGGAAUAUUUCUCGAUGAGAAUAAUUCAACUCUAUUUGUUGCUGAUUGUGGAAAUAAUCGAAUACAGAAAUUCCGCUUUGGUUCAUUUCAAGGUGAGACAAUUCUUUCGAAUGGAACAUUUGAACUGAAUUGUCCAAAUGGAAUCACAUUGGAUAAUGAAGGUUUUGUAUUUGUUGUUGAUUCCAACAAUCAUCGAAUCAUCGGACAAAAUUCCAAUGGUUUUCAUUGUUUAGUCGGAUGUAAUCAAUCAGCGGGUUCUAAUUCAAAUCAACUGAGUUCUCCGUCAAAUCAACUGAGUUCUCCGUCAAAUCUUCAAUUUGAUUUAUUUGGAAAUAUCUUUGUCGUUGAUCAACAAAACCACCGGAUUCAAAAAUUUGAUUUGAUUAUCAUUGCAGGACAAUGGCAAUCAACUGGAAAUAUGAGUGUUGCACGACAUGUGCAUACAGCAUCGAUUUUAUCAAAUGGAAAAGUCUUAGUCACUGGUGGAUGGACUGGUAGUGUUUCUCUGAAUAGUGCUGAAUUGUAUGAUCCAUCAACAGGCAAUUGGACAACAACUGGAAAUAUGAGUGUUGCACGAAAUCAGCAUACAGCAUCGAUUUUAUACAAUAAGACUAUAUUAGUGGCAGGUGGGUGCUGUCCUCUCAACAGUGCCGAAUUGUAUUGA